AUGUCUUCAGCUCUGUUCUCUCCUAUUAAAGUCGGCGACAUCACACUCUCUCACCGGGUCGCACUCGCUGCACUCACACGUCUUCGCUCCGACGCCUCAUCUGUUCAUUCAAGUGGUCAUGGAUACACGUACUAUACCCAACGAACUACUCCUGGUGGACUGCUGAUCACUGAGGCUACUCCCGUUCAUCCCAAGGCGGGAGGUAUGCCCCAUGCCCCUGGUAUCACGACUGACGCACAGAUAGCCGCGUGGAAGAAGAUCGUAGAUGGUGUACAUGCCAAAGGCGGCUACAUCUUUAUGCAGAUAUGGGCCAUGGGUCGUCCCGCAUAUGGCUCCUUCCUCAAAUCCGUCGAUCCCACCUAUGAUGUCGUUUCCGCCUCUCCUUACUAUCACGCCGACACCGAUACCACUCCUCGCGAGCUCACCAUUUCAGAGAUCAAGGAAUACGCCGCCCUACACGCUCAGGCCGCUCACAACGCAGUUCAUAUGGCUGGUUUCGAUGGUGUUGAGAUUCAUGGUGGGAAUGGGUAUCUGAUCGACUGUUUCUUGAAGGAGGUGUCGAACUGGAGGACGGACGAGUAUGGGGGAAGCGCGGAGAACAGGUGUAGGUUUGCGCUAGAGAUCAUCGAUGCUGUGGUGAAAGAGGUCGGGGCGAAGAAGACGGCAUUUAGGAUGAGUCCUUUUUUCACUGGUUACAAUAUGGCCGUUCCCGACCCCGACCCCACCUACACCCACCUCAUCUCCCGAAUUCUCUCCCUAUAUCCCGACCUUGCCUACCUUCAUUCCACUGAACCCCGUCAUGACGGCACCGCCGACAUUUUCCAGUCGCUCACUCCCGACGUCGGCUCCGGAAACAACUUCAUUCGUGAGCUUUGGGGUGCGAGACCGUUUGUGAAUGAUGGAGGGUACCAGGCGGAUACUGCGCUGUUGUCUGCUGAGAAAUAUCCGUGGGAUAUUAUUGCAUUUGGAAGGAUGUUCAUAGCCAAUCCUGAUCUUCCGUGCAGGAUCAAGGAAGGAGUACCGCUGAACAAGUACGACAGGUCGACGUUCUAUACUUUCGAAAGUCCGGUGGGAUACAUUGACUACCCAUUUUCCGAGGGUCUGCGUGAGAAGCACGCUAAAUUGUUCGAUGAAGAGGCAAGGUCGGGCAAACUCCCUGUCGCUCCUGCGACUAGCGUGGUCGUUUGAAGUGUAGUUUAGUAGUACUCAUCCAGUCAGGAUAGGCUUCUUCGCGAAUCAUCCUGUGUGUAAUCUCGUGUGGAUGUUUACCACGUUAGUCAAGCUUCCCUAAAGUAAGCUUGAUACACUAUGUAAAG
Molecule: messenger RNA, 1316 nt
Organism: Stereum hirsutum FP-91666 SS1
Lineage: Eukaryota; Fungi; Basidiomycota; Agaricomycetes; Russulales; Stereaceae
Product: FMN-linked oxidoreductase
Exons: 4
Coding region: 1-1188 (395 amino acids)
Molecular function (GO): NADPH dehydrogenase activity; FMN binding
Source: RefSeq, a predicted model, not a curated record